AUGGAAAACGAAGAAGGCAUCUCUGUUCGGCCUAUGAGGCUCAAGGUCCUCUAUACGUUCGAUAAUGAGAGCAAAACCAACUGUCUUGCCAGGUGGCCUCACAUUCUGGAUAUCCAAACUGCCUAUCUUGAUGAAUCCACCCAGGUCGGCGUUAUUGAGCUAAAAACUUGCAUUCAGACCAUUGUCUCGGCAAGUCCUGAAUUGGUUGCGAAGCUUGGACGGGACUACACGGUCUAUGCGUAUGACUAUUCUGAAUAUGAAACACCCUUGGUUGGUCAAGGGAUGCUUUCCUGGGUUUUGGCCUCCGCCUCACCGACACCAAACGCACCCGCACACCAAUCUAAGACAAUAGUGACGGGGCGUGUUUGCAAAAAUUCAGGGUUAUUCGCUAGAGGUGCACAAGAAACCCUCGAGGUCAAGCUCCGCCUUGUCCCCGUACCAACUGUCCUCCAAAGCGAAUAUCUCGAAAGCAUGCAAAAGUACCGUGAGCUGAGCAAUGUAAUUCCACAUGAUUUUGAUGCUCAAGCUUGGACAGCUUUCUUAAAAUCAAACCCCGGUCUACUCUCAACAUCCAAUUCAUCCCAGCACAUUACCGAAUCAGAACACGCUUCACUCGACAGAUCUGGCCUAGAGAAGCUCCAGCAACUCUUAAGCGAUGGCUCGAUGCCUCGUGAACUACCUAAUGUUGGACCAGGCAGUUUCCGUGCUGAUUCUCCGGCCCAUUUCACGAACAACGCUCCCAGCCGUGCCUCAACACCAGGGGCGACUAUGUCGACAAACCAACAGAAGAGAUCCUCAGAUGAGAUACAUCGCCCAGGGUCAAGAGCUUCCAUACUAAACCCAGACUCAUAUAGAAGUACUAGCCGAAGGGGAUCUAUGAUGUCGAGCUACGGCAGCGGGGAUGAGGCAACAGAAGGGCCAGCUCCAAAGAGGGCUAAACUGGUUCGAACCGACUUUUCGGGGGGUGUGAAUACAAACAUUGAGCGCCAGCCUAAUUCUCUCCGGGUGGCCGCAAGCACUGCUGCAUCCGUCAGGAUCCACCGCCCAACUCCAAUUACCCAAGCAGAUCAUCCUCUACUAUCAAACGAAGAACCGGUUCGUCCGCCUACGCCUGUGCCAUCUCUCACCCAAGGCCCCAGUCGCCGUAAUCGUAUUGCUCCAAGCAAUUUGCGUCGCCAGUCCUCGAGCAGGUCUGACUUGUCACAGAAUUGUCCUCUAAUUGCCCCUAUGCCUGUAUCGAACAAUCGCCUUACCUUUGACUCGCAAGCCACAUCACCAGAAGAGCCUCAGUACCACAUGCUCGCAGACACACCGUUCAAUAUGCCAUCUUCGCCCCCUAUCAUGGAAACCAACUAUCCCCAGGCUUCAAGCCCAGGUCUCCCUCCCAUGUCUGACCAUGACUCAGGCUUUAUGAGCGCUCAAUUCGAUUCGCUAAUUGAUGACGAUAAUUAUAACGAGAGCUCCAGGCUCAAUCAAGGUUGCCCAGUAUCACAACCAUCCGCAGACCAACCAAAAGCCCUCAUGAGCAGCGUCCAACUUGAGAGCUCUGCAGGAGAUUCUGCAUCGACGUUACCGCCCCAGCCCGCCAGAAUAUCAAAUUCGCGCCCAUCUUCUAGAGCCAGCAUGAAAUCCGUUAAAUCUCGAGCUCCUGCCAGUCAGCGGGCUACCGGGUCUUCUCAGAUUCAUCGACCUACGGUGCCAGCUAGUGACCCUAUUCGCCCUCCCCAACCCUGGCAACCACAGUCUCAACCAGCCCACCCUCUGGCAAACGAACUACCACCUGUAUCUACACCCCGUCCAACUCAACAACAGAACCCGAAACCUCGCAGCGGAGCCGGUGCUAAGCGGACGAAACAAGUACAGGCCCGCCUUGAGCAAUGUAUUCGUGAAGGCACAGUACCACCAUUCUGUGAGAAUUGUGGUGCUAUCGAAACUCCAACAUGGCGUCGCGCUCAUUCAAAGAUCGUUCCGGGAACUGCGGAACAAGCCGAAGCCUAUAGUGAUGACCCAGCUAUUCUCUUUUGGGAACCGUCUGAGCCAGAAGAAGAUGGGACUUACCACUCGAUCAAAAUUUAUAAAAAGUCUCUUUCCCAUGAUGAUGUAGACUUUGUUCAACUUCUACUAUGCAAUUCAUGUGGAUUAUGGCUUUAUAAGUUCAAAACCAUGCGGCCCGAACACAAAUGGCAUAAGGGGGGUCCGAAGGAUAAGCAAAAGAGGAAGUCAAACAGAGUCAAACCUUUAGAAACACGCUCUCGUCGCAAGGCUCGCAAUGCUAGAGGCACAGAGUCAUCACCAGGCCCUUCAGACGCUUCGUCUCCUGACGGCGAUGAGGAGGCCACUACACAGGCAGAAAAUGAUACCCAACCAGAAGUUGAGACUGAAAGUAACAAAGGUAACUCAAUGCAGACUGAGAAAAGAAGGGCCAGUAGCGCUGAGCCACCUAAGUCAGCAGAGAAACACGACCGUUGGCGUGACGAAGAUCCAUUCGAGGCAUUGAGACGCGCUAUUCAAUCCAGCCCUGCCAGGAAUAUGGAUUCGUGCAAGCCCCCGUUUCCAGAGACGAGGCUCACCCCCAAGCCCGUCCGCAGAGCCCUAUUCUCUUCAAGUAAAGAUGGCGAGUCAAUUAAAACACUUAGUGAUGCAUUGGUCAACAGCUUGCGUCGUAGUCCUCGAUCAACACAGAAACAAUCCGCUGGGUCAUUGGAUCAGGAAAACAUUCCACAAACCCCUGCCGAUGGCCUCGAUCAUCUCUUUAAAGAUGCAGAUGACGACAAUACGCUUGAUUUCCCUGGCAGUCCCACUCCGAAUCGCCGAAGCAGAUCUGCUCGAUCCAAAAAGAUUCAUGAGGCUACAACUUAUACCUCACCAUCCCAGAAUGCAGCUAGGGUUUUAGCCCAGGGGCGCGCUCGCAGUGUGCCAGCCAUCUCGCCUUUUAAAUCUUUCCUUGAGAGCGAAAUCAACGAUAUUUCCGCCCUUCCAGAGUCUGACAUUUUUGACUCCGCAUCACUUGUCGAUCCGCAGCUGAUGAACUUAUGGUCGAAAGACACCACUAACCCCUCUCCUCGGGGAAAUGAUAGUAUGGAAGGCCUUGACCCAGCCGUCUUUUCCGCGAUGAUGCAAGAGAUCCGGAAUACAACUAGAGGCCCAUAA
Messenger RNA from Microsporum canis CBS 113480, 3150 nucleotides. RefSeq lists its product as hypothetical. NCBI's taxonomy places the organism in Eukaryota, Fungi, Ascomycota, Eurotiomycetes, Onygenales, Arthrodermataceae. Gene Ontology annotation, molecular function: zinc ion binding; sequence-specific DNA binding. The transcript is spliced from 5 exons. Bases 1 to 3150 code for a protein of 1049 amino acids. Gene Ontology annotation, biological process: rDNA heterochromatin formation; regulation of transcription by RNA polymerase II; silent mating-type cassette heterochromatin formation. The record is from RefSeq and is a predicted model, not a curated record.